Messenger RNA from Diabrotica balteata, 6217 nucleotides. The record is from the annotation of a GenBank genome assembly. Lineage: Eukaryota; Metazoa; Arthropoda; Insecta; Coleoptera; Chrysomelidae.
AUGGCAAAUAAAAAAUUAAAUGAUGCUGAACUCCUUGUAAUAGCGGAUAAUUUGGAUUAUGCUCAAAGAUCUCCAACGAUAUCGUAUAUAACGCAGACACAGAUUAAGGAUAUAGGAGGGACAGUGGAGCUCCUGUGUUCAGUACAAUACACUCAAGAUUAUUCUGUGAUAUGGAUGAAAGUAGAUAAAAGUCAAACGUCCUACAGUUUACCAAUUUCUACUGGAAGUUCUUUAAUUUUACAUGAUUCCCGUUUUUCGCUUCGAUAUGAUACUAGUAGUUCGACUUACUUGUUACAAAUCAAAGACAUACAAGAAACAGACGCUGGGUUCUAUCAAUGCCAGAUUCUUAUAUCGCCCAGCAACAGGGUAACAGCGGAAGUAGAACUGCAAGUCAGAAGGCCUCCCUUUAUUUCCGAUAACUCAACCAGAUCUGUCGUUGUUUCCGAAGGAGAAGCUGUUGAGAUGGAAUGCUACGCUGGAGGAUAUCCACCACCAAGGAUAUCUUGGCGAAGAGAAAACAACGCCAUCUUGCCAACGGGUGGAUCGAUAUACAGAGGAAAUAUUCUGAAGAUAAAGUCAAUUAGAAAAGAAGACCGAGGCACUUACUACUGUGUAGCUGAGAAUGGAGUGGGAAGGGGAACGAAAAGAAAUAUUGCCGUUGAAGUGGAGUUUGCUCCGGUUGUGGUCGUUCCAAGACCUCGUUUGGGUCAAGCCCUUCAGUUUGACAUGGACCUGGAGUGUCACGUGGAAGCCUACCCACCACCAGCUAUAACAUGGGAAAAAGACGAUAUAACUUUAUCGAAUAAUCAGCAUUAUAAAAUAUCACAUUUUGCAGUCGCUGAUGAAUUUACAGACACAACCCUAAGGGUUAUAACAAUAGAAAAGAGGCAAUAUGGACAAUAUGUCUGCAGGGCAGCUAAUAAGCUGGGAUCAGCUGAUGGAAGAGUUGAACUCUUUGAAGUCUCAGAGCCCAAUCCUAACUAUCCAGGAAUAAUAUGGUUAAAUUCAGUUACGAAGAAUCUCCCAGCAGCUUUAGCUAGUGUAAUCACUUUAGUGUUGAUAUUGUUUAAUUAAACUGGAACAAAUUAGCCAAUUUUCAGUAUAUGCAAAUUUUUCUCGCAUAAAAUUUAAUAAAAUAUAAAACCUUUUCUCACUGUAAUAGGAAUGUGCUGGAUAUGCAAAAAAUCUCUAAUCUUUUUCCAUAAUAUUGCCGCGUUUGAUAAGACCUUGUACCUGAGGACCAAACUUAUAAAAAAAAAAUCUAUAAAACAUUUUAAAAAAUAUACUAAAGAAUCUCUAAAGGGUCUGUUUUUGAAUGAGAAACUUAAACCAAAAAACUGGUAUAGUCACUUACGAAACUGUUUAAUAGUCGGACAUAGUUUUCCUCAAUAUAUUAAGAUAAAACAUGUCUAGUAUGUUUAACAGAUGACAGAUAACAGAUAACCGGAAAACAAAAUAAGUUUUGCAGUCAGCAGUGCAAUUAGAGCCUUUAUUUAUAAAUAUGCGUUUACUGUGCGAAUAUUGCCUAGAAACUGAGUCAAAUUUUGUUUGUGAUGUACCAAAUAUCCUUCUAGUACCUUUUGGUACUUCCUACUACAGUGAGUCAAUUAAAAACCAAAGCGUAAUGUAAAAUUCUAUCAAUGUUAUAACUUCGACAAUAUUAUACUGAAAACUGGACUAAAAAUUGUGUGUCAAUGUUUUGUAUGACUGCAUUUUACCGAAUAGGCUGCUAAACGAUCAAAAAAUCGAAAUCGGUAUGAUAUGGUGCAUUUAAAGAAAUUAAUAUAAAUGUUAGAUGUAAACAGGCAAAGUAGAUUUUUCUUGGAACUUCAGUCAUAAAUUGGAGUAUCCAAAACGUAUUUCAGGCUACAUUUAAGUUAAACAUCAGUAACAUUUAGAGUCGGUUGGACUAAUUACGCAUCUUCAAAUGUUUCUAUUUAAUGUUAUACCAAUAUUAAUUUCAUUCAUUUAGACAGAAUAAUUACUGUUUCGUCCACAGAUCUGAUUACAUUAAGUAAUUCCCCGUUGAUUUUUAUUCAUUAUCUGACUGUAUCUGAAGUGGUUUUUAAAAUGAAUUGUCCGAGUAAAUAUUCAACAAUGUUAGAGACCGAAUGUAACCUUGUUUUGUAACGAAUUUAUUUUGCCUACCACUUGGUAAGAUUAUUGAAGUAGAAAAUUGGGCACACAAAUUAUUGUGGGUGGAGAUGGGGCAACUAAAAUAAAACGAUACUCAUGCGGAUGGCACUCAGAGGUUAAUUGGAGAGCUGGGUCGUGAAUAAGUUGAAUAUCAAGGGGUCGGAUUGGGGCAACUACAAAAUGAAACAAAGCGGUAAAACACAUAAACACACAUAAAUCUCCUGGACAAAUAGUCAAAUAGAGACAACAAGAAAGGGAUUCUAGCAAUUUGAGAUAAGGGCGCUGCUUCGAAGAAUCCUAAACUUGCUGGAGGAAAGAAAAUCUUCCUUCCUAAAAAAGUAAGCACAAAAAAGGUUAGGAGAUUUUUCUAAAAUAAAAAAAUGGUUUGAGAAAUAAAUUAAACAUUUGUAACUGUUUGUGUUGACAGUACUAAAUGUUUAAUUUAUUUCUCAAACCAUUUUUCGAUUUUAGAAAAAUCUUUUAACCUUUGUGCUUACUUUUUUAGGAAGGAAGAGCCUUUUUUCUUUCCUCCAGCAAGUUUAGGAUUCUUGGAAGCGGCGCCCUUAUCUCAAAUUGCUAGAAGCCCUUUCUUGUUGUCUCUAUUUGACUAUUUGUCCAGGAGAUUUAUGUAAGUACCCCUUUGUUUAAUUUUGUAGUUGCCCCAAUCGGGCCCCUUGUUAUUCAACUUAUUCACGACCCAGCUCUCCAAUUAACCUCUGAGUGCUAUCCGCAUAAGUAUCGUUUUAUUUUACUUGCCCCAUCUCCACCCCCAAUAAUUUCUGUCCCCGAUUUUCUAGCCUCAUAAUCUUGCUAUAUGGCAGGCAAAAUCAAUUCGUUACAAAAUGGCGUCCCACGUUGGGCGCCAAAUUGUAACGAAUAUAUUUAUCAUUUAUUUAUAUAUUUUUUAGCAUCUGUAUUAAUUUUGUACACUGUACUUUAUCGAAUGCCUUUUCGAUGCAAAGAUAUCAUUUCUUUGAUCACGGCAUUUUUAUAAUAGAAUAUUUAGCGCAAAAAGUGCGUCCCUAGUUCCCCUACCAUUUCCAAAGCCACACUGAAUUUCUUCCAGAUCUUCCUCACAUUUACGCCUCAACUCUGCUGCAAUUUAUGCCUACAACUCUGUUGUGAAGUAUUCUUAGGAAAAUAGUGUGUUUCAUUAGGGUAAUUAAUCGAUAUCCUGAGCAUUUCCUAGCAUUGUGUUUUAGGUAUUGCGACAAAGAUACAUUUAGCCAGUCUGUGGGAAUCACUUCAGUGUUAAAUUUAUUUAUUGCAUUCUAAAGUUGUUUUACUACUAUAUACUAUUAUAUUUUCUUUGGUUCAACGAAAAUUACUUAACCAAUUGUUUAUUUUAGACUUCAAAAGUUUAAGUAAUGAUAAAUUACGUAUUAUUCGUAAAAAUUUGUAUGAUUUAUUACGAAGCAAGAUUGUAGUGUUCUUAAAACAUUUUCUGACAUUAGUUCCAAUAAAAAUCUCCAUUAUUCAAUAAUUGUGAAGUUAGCUUUAGCUUUUUACACCUUUUUAUACGAUUUAUACUUUUUUAUACCCAUUCGUGCACAAUUUUCGUCAGUUCCACUAGUUUUUAUUUUUUUAAAUGAAAAAAUUUCAUGAGGCAUUCAGUAUUCAUGGCAGCAGCUAACAAAAUGAUUUUAAAUCUGUCAAUAAUCAACAACGAUAAUAUAUAAUGUAUAUUUUCUAAUCUAUUAUUAAUUUGGCAAUGAUAUGUUGAAGUUCCUUGGCAAAAGGAUGAAGAAAAAGUCGAUCAAUAUUUUUUUACUUUUGGUGUAAGUCAAAAUGUAAAAGGACAUUUUUUAAAGAUAUUUGACAAAGUACUGAUAAAGUGUACUAGAUUUUUGUUUAUUUAAAUUGACACAGAGGAGAACAGUAGAUUAUCGUCAGAAAAGGUUUAGUAAUGAAUAUCAGAAUUCCCUUCACUUGUAAUCUUUUGUCACUGUCUUGUUAUGCAUCAGACUAGACUAGACUAGAAAUCGUAUCAUGAAUCAUACAAAUCCUAGAAAGUUUUAGAUAAUUAUUUUGCGUUUUUCCUUAAUUGUUCACUACAUGUUUUAAUUUACGUAGUGUUUCCAAUUUCUUUUCCCUUUUUUUCUCAUCCAUUUCUUCCUUUGAUUCCAUCUUCCAUUUCUAUCGUUUAAGAGAACGCGUGCUUUUUCCUACUUGUAUAAGUGGAAAUGCGAGGGUCUGAUACGCGCAUUUUUUAAAUAAUUUGUCGCCCAUACCAGAUUUUUUUUAAAUUCAAGCCAUCGAUGGGUGAAUAGAAAUUUGUAGUAAAAAAAAUAACACAAUUCUCAGAGAAGCUUUUACUAGAUGAAAAUAUAUCAUUCAUUCUUCGUCUAUAAACAGUCAUGACGAAAAUCGAAGAGAGUUGUAAUGAGGUUUUACUUUGAAUAAAGCUGCAUGUUUGUGAAUAAUGUUAGGUCAAGGAUUUUUGUUUUAGUUAACAAUAAUUGUGUCCCACAUUGAUAUUCCUCAAAUUAAACUACAUACAUUCAUUUAUACAUACGUUUGAGAAGAGUUAUAACAAUAUUAGUGGUCAAAUUGACGACACUAAAGAUUACAUAGGAAACAAGAUUCGAUUCUCAUCGGUGAGUCAAUGUCAAAGAAGUUUGCGACAUAAUCGCUUUUAUUCGAAAAUCGCAAUAAUUUUCUGGAUUGUUUAUUUGGAUCUCAUCAAAUUUGCAUGAAACAAAUUGUAUUAGUUUUUUUAACUAUUACUGGUAUUUGUAGGUACAUAAUUUUAGUCUGUUGAACCCUACUGUGUCUAAUAUUAGAUACAUUCUAUUUUGCGUAUCUCAUCCUCAUUUGUUAUGAAAAUGUUAUUAUCUAUUCUAUAAUUCCUCUAUUUGGAAGAGUGAUUCAUCGUUUAAACGCCGAAUAACCUCAAAUUUAAAUAUACACAGCGGCCCUCGAAAACUACCCGUUUUCUCAAUUGCAAUUUGCGUUUUCUCAUAAGAAAUUACAGAAUAUAUAAGUAGUAUAUUUAUUUGUGCUUCUCUAUACAAGACUUGACCAGGAGUUGUCGUACAGUGUAGCCAAUUCUUGUUCACAAGUAGUAAUUAUGGUCAUACAAAACCUGUAUUCUUCCACGCAGCGAUUAUUACCGUCAUAAAAAUACCAAAAAACUGAUUUUUUCAAUUGUAAAAAUUUAUAUGUUCCGUUUCGUUACAUAUUUAAAUUUAUAAAAUAAAAAUCGAUAUUUUAAAACAUUAUUUUUCAAUGGUUUGGCAACUUUGUAAUUAGCGACGGAGUAAUUCCCACCCACAGAUAGCCGUAAAACUCGUUUUUGCCGAGAAAGUGCCGACGUCUUUUCCCAGUUCUCCGCCUUUAAACGAUGAAUCACUCUUCCAAAUAGUGAAAUUAGAGUUUAAAAAUGUUUUUCUCUCAAAAUUGAUGUGGAACUCAUACAUUUUCGCGCUGCCUCUUAUUUUGAACACAUAUAGUUAAAGAGCUAAGCAUCUAAUAUACAAUGUGACUCGUCAAAUACAAUCCGAUGAGAUAAUAUCAUAAAAUGGUAUUAUCUAUUUUUCUUUUCGACUGUAUAAAAAGUACUAGUCAUAUGUGCUUGUAUUUUGUUUAAUUCUAAACCGAACUUUGGAAAUUAAAAGGUAAAAUUCCUGUUGUCAAAGAAACUUCAACAUAAAAUUGAUUGUACAUACUUUGAUAAAAGUAGUUAGAUGGCCUAAGAAAUAUUUUAUGAUUAUGUACUAUAGUUAAGUUAUUUUUCUAGUUUGAUUAUUCUGAAAUAGCGAUAUUACUGUUUGGAUAUUCUAUAAUGAUUGUGUUCUUUAUUCAAUAACUGAGGUUCUUAGUACCUAAUUAAGAUGUGCACCUUUAACAACGAGAACCUAUUAAGAAGCUCUUCUGCAUCAAGUUCAAAUUAGUGAUGUUAGGGAAAAUUAAUAAGAAAAAAAAAAAGAUUAGCAGAUAUGUUUUUAUGGGUUUUUCAUAGUUUUUAUUUGAAAACAAGCAUUCCUUUAAUAGACUGGGUAUGUGGUUGUUUUUAAUAUUGAAUUCUUAAGUCUGUAUCAUUCGUCCAUUUUUUGUUUUUAAUAAAGAUAUAAUUUUAGUU